This is a messenger RNA of Moneuplotes crassus, 1638 nucleotides long. NCBI's taxonomy places the organism in Eukaryota, Ciliophora, Spirotrichea, Euplotida, Euplotidae. The record is from the annotation of a GenBank genome assembly.
AUGACGGAGUUAAUUAAUAAAAACACGUGUAUGAGAUCCAUUGCUUUUACACUUUGCUUCGUGCUCAUGCUUGCAUGCUUCACUGAAGCAAUUGACAGUCAGAUCAACUUCAGGAUUUAUAGAAAGACCCUGCAGGACAUUGUUGAUAAAAAUGCUCCAUUGAUUUCAGACUACACUAAGGCAGAUCUUGGCACUGUAGAUAUCGGAGAUAUCACAGUUGAAGAUGCCAUGCUAAAUAUCUUUACUGAAGAAAAUGAGUUUGAGAGCUCAAUCAAGUUCAUCGCUGAUGAAGGCUUCCAAUUAAGUAUUGACGAUCUUCUCUUUGAGCUCACAGGCAAGGUUGACGGAAAAGAUUCUGUGCUUAGAGGAGAUGUAGAAUCUUUAUUCGUCAAACUCUCUGUUAAGAAUAGCGAGAAAGAAAGAGAUACUAGUGUCAGAUUUGAUGCAGGAUCUCUCCCUCAACUUGAUAUUUCUGACUACUCUGUAAAGACCAAGAGUGAAACAUUUAAAUGGACUAUUGGGGGUGAAGAGAAAAAUGAUGCCAGCUUAAUCAAGGCUACCUCAGUUUGGAUAGACGCUGCUAUUCAAGCAAACAUGGGAAUGAUUAAAAUUAUUGUGAACUCAGCUCAGACCUACGUGGCUGAUUAUCUUACCUCUACUGUAGAUGAGGAUACCUUCAGAGGUUCACUCAGCUUUACCAAGAUCAUUUUCAAUGAGGAAUAUGCUCAACUUGGUUUGACCAGCUCUUUUAAGGAUGAAGGAGAUGAGCACUUUGUUGAAAGAAGUGAUAAAGAUCUUCCAGAAGUUACUGACGAUGAGAAUGCUGCUGUUCAAAUCUUAUUUGAUGAGAACAUUAUCAAUUCUGGUCUCCAUUCAGCAUUCCAUGCUGAUGGAGAAUUUGGACUUAGAGAUAUUCUUGGAACUGAAGACCCAGACAACGAAUACGCAGACAUGUUCAAGGCUGUCCUUCUUACCAACGUUAUAGGACAGGGAUGGAAAGAAAUUCAGGAUGAAUACGGAGGAAGCAAAAGAAUCGAUGCUAGAUGUAGUUUCGGAAAAGGACUUUUUAAAGACUUGAUUAAAAAGCUUGAGCCAUCAAAAGUCAGAUUCUUGGAAGGAAGCGAGAUUGACUUCACUCUUGGAUUCGGAUGCUCAGUAGUAGUCGAGAAAGAAGUCGGAGUUUGGGACCCAUUCAGAUCUUUCUAUGCCGAACUAUAUGCUAAAUUAUCUCUUGGAAUCAACUCUAACGAUGCCACUAAAAUGCUUCAAUUUGAAGGAGACGUUAAGGACCUCAAGGCAAAAAGGAUCAAGAUCUUCAAGAAGUCUGAUCCAAUGGUUGUUGAAGAGACUACCUUAACAAUGAUGGUCAACUUAGGAUUAGGUAUGGCUAAGUCUCAAGCCCAGACUUUGCUAGAUAUUCCUCAGAUUGGAUAUCCAACCAUUAAAAGAUGCACUGGAUUAGUCCUCUCCAACCCUUCUGUUGUUAUUGAGGAAGGAUUUGUAUCCCUUUCUACUGAUUUAGAUGUCAGCCCAGCUCAGAAAGGAUGUGAUAUUUUUGAUAAUAUGGGUUUUAACAUUUCAAGAGAAGAUCAUCCAACCAGAUCAAAGGCUGAGGAAGAGCACACCGAUGAUUUAUAA